Messenger RNA from Maylandia zebra (zebra mbuna), 6131 nucleotides. RefSeq names its product lymphoid enhancer-binding factor 1 (gene lef1). Gene Ontology annotation, molecular function: RNA polymerase II cis-regulatory region sequence-specific DNA binding; DNA-binding transcription factor activity, RNA polymerase II-specific. Gene Ontology annotation, biological process: regulation of transcription by RNA polymerase II; canonical Wnt signaling pathway. NCBI's taxonomy places the organism in Eukaryota, Metazoa, Chordata, Actinopteri, Cichliformes, Cichlidae. The record is from RefSeq and is a predicted model, not a curated record. Gene Ontology annotation, cellular component: beta-catenin-TCF complex; chromatin.
AGGGAGCACGGCUACAUUACCAACACACACAUACACACACUGGUUACAUUACGCUGUGGAAGCGGUGCGGGAGCAGUGGGAAGUCGGGUCCACGCGUUUUUCCACUCUUGCCUUCUUUUUUUGAUUGUUUUCUGUGAUUUUCUUCUUCUUUUUGCUUUUAUCCCUCCUCCGACGAGCAGCUUCGAGGAUGUAUUUUUAAGCAUCACGGCGUCUCGCUGCGUUGCUUGUCGCCCAAGUAUUUGCUUGUUUUAAAAAACCCCAACAACAACUGCGUUUUCUUCCAUUUACACAUCCAUCACUUAAUUUCUUUUCCCUUUUCCUCGUCUUACUUCCCCCCUCCCUCCAACCUCUCCACACGCACACUGAAGGACGCUCGCAGCUUCGUCUCCGGGACCACCGAGGAAAUAUCUUCUCUCACUUUUCUAAAUGUACUUUUUCACGUUGAGUCGUUUUUACGGGAACGCGGCGGUCGUCGCGUGCUGACUUCAAACAGAAAAAAAGAAAGAAAGCGAGAGGGGAGAAAAAAAGAUGGUGAUGAGAUUUUAACUCGUGGUUUGUUCCCCCUUUUUAUGUUUUCCUCAUGACAUUGAGGCGUGCACUGGACUUCUCAUUCCGACCGCUUUGCAUCUCACUUUUUUUUAGUGUGUGAGUUUCAAGCUUAGUUAAACUCUCGCGACGGAAAAAGAACAGAAAAGAAGUGAAAAAACAACAACAAAAGGACGCCGGCAGCAGCCUCGCGCCUCCUGUUGCUUCAGUAAAAACACACCGGCAGUGUGCUCGCACGCCGCUUCCUCUCCGGGUGACUCUCCGGUGUGACACAGGGGAGGAGGUGGAGGGGGGGAAGGCAACGGUCCCCACUCCGUUUCGGUGGGAGUUUUUUUUAUUUUUCCUUUUUCAUCUUUCCCCCUCUCUAUUUCUGUGUAGUUUCGGGGCAGUGGUGGCACGCGUUGUUGUCUUCGGUUUUCUCGGGGAAGCGAAACACUUUGUGAAAAAAUGCCCCAGUUAUCAGGCGGCGGAGACCCGGAGCUUUGCGCCACAGAUGAAAUGAUCCCGUUCAAAGACGAGGGGGACCCGCAGAAGGAGCAGAUUUUCGCCGAGCUGAGCCACUCGGAAGAGGAAGGGGACCUGGCAGACAUCAAGUCAUCUCUGGUCAACGAGUCGGAAAGCAGCCCCAACAGCCACGACGCAGCUAGACAGUCCCAAAUACCGCAAGAUUCAUAUCAUGAAAAACACAGAGACCAUCCGGAAGAUGGAAAGCAUCAAGACAUGUACAGUAAAGGCCAUCCGUACCCGGGCUACCCAGGUUACAUCAUGAUGAGCAACAUGAACACUGAUUCCUACAUGAACAAUGGCUCCCUCUCGCCGCCCAUGCCCAGAACGUCCAACAAAGUCCCCGUGGUGCAGCCGUCUCAUGCAGUCCACCCGCUCACCCCCCUGAUCACGUACAGUGACGAACACUUCGCUCCAGUGUCCCAUUCUGGCCAUCACCCCCAGGAUGCCAACAACAAACAAGGAAUGCCCAGGCAUCACCCCGGACCAGACAUGCCCAACUUCUACUCCUUGUCUCCUGGAGGAGUGGGGCAGCUCACAUCACAGCUGGGAUGGUUCCCGCACCACAUGGUGCCAGGUCCCCCAGGUCCUCACGCCACAGGAAUCCCUCACCCGGCCAUUGUCAACCCACAGGUCAAACAGGAGCCGCCUCAUGACGGUGACAUCAUGCACAUGAAGCCGCAGCACGAACAGAGAAAGGAGCAGGAGCCCAAAAGACCGCACAUCAAAAAGCCGCUAAACGCCUUCAUGCUCUACAUGAAAGAGAUGCGUGCGAACGUGGUUGCCGAGUGCACGCUGAAGGAGAGCGCCGCCAUCAAUCAGAUCCUGGGACGAAGGUGGCAUGCUUUAUCUCGAGAAGAGCAAGCUAAGUAUUACGAGUUAGCCCGCAAGGAACGGCAGCUCCACAUGCAGCUCUACCCAGGCUGGUCCGCUCGAGACAACUAUGGAAAGAAGAAGAAGCGGAAGAGGGAAAAGAUGCAGGAAUCGGCCACAGGAGGAAAACGCAACAGUUUCUCCACAUGCAAAGCAAAGGCAGCAGCUUCAGGCCCUCUGCUAGAGAUGGAGGCCUGUUAGAUCCCAUGAAGACCCUUAAAUCUCCAAAACCGAAGCCUCCAGUUCUCAGAGAAACCCCCACAGCACCCCACAACCCCCCCGUCGAUACCCUGCCUAACCCUACCCGCUUUCCUUUGCCACCAUCACAUGCCACCGCCGUCACCAGAAUCACUGUUUGACUCUACUUCCUCCCUAAAGGCGCCUGCUGUAGAGACACUGAACCGAACUGACCGAGACAAUCAUGAUUAUAGUAGGAGCACCCUCACGUAACCGUGCCGUCUCACUCUGAAAGCAUCGAGUUAACAUCUGUGUGGUUAUUUUCAUUUAAAUAUAUAUAUUUUUUAUUUUUGUUUCGUCAGUUUUCCUUUUCAAUGUUGGCUUUACUGCAAAUCUGUGGCACUGCACUGAAAAAUAGCAGCAAUUGUGAUGUGUGCACAAAUGCCCCCCUCCCCCACUCUGCACUGCCCGUAACAGUCAAAACACCUGCUACUAAGUUAUUCUAAGUUAUUUUGCCACCUCUUUUUCCCCUUUGUGUAGUUCAUUAGGCUGUAAUUUACUUCCCCGCCCCUUGUGUUUCUCUCACUGGGUUUUGUUUUUUUUUUUGUUGUUGUUGUUGGUUUUUUUUUUUUUUUUUGAGAGACCAUUUUGGGGGUUUGCCACCACCCCCCACCCCUCCAUCCCUGACUGACCAAACACCUCUUUCUAGACUGCACUAAGGAAGAUGGAGGGAUCUCAUCUUGUCCAAGAAACGCCCUCAAGAUUUCUAGUUCGUUGCUGACGACCAGUUGGUGCAAAAAAAGGAUCAACAUUUUGGAUUUGCUUUUCAUUUUAGACUGAAUAUAAUUUUUGAAUGCCUUUUAUUUGUAUCCUGAACCCUUGUUCAGUUUCUUGGUGUAUAUUUCUGUGAUUAUUUUUCCCCUUUGUUUAAUAUGGUUUUUGUUUUUUGUUUUUUAUAUAUAUAGUGGUAUAUAUGAAAAUAAGCUUUGGACACAGGAAAGCCAUUUUUCUUGUUGAAGCGUCUUGCAGAAAAUUGAAACUUAAGGCUUCUUUUGAUAACUAUUUGUAACAAAUAGUGACCUCGAGUCUUGCUCAGAUGUAAAAUAAUGCUCAGUAUGUGUACUUUUUAAACUGUCAGGAUUAUGUCAAUUUUCUUGGUAUUUUUGCAGGCAACAUUAGGACAAAGGCGAGAGUGACAGCUCAGAGGCCUAUAUUUUAUUGUUCUAAAACAUGACAUAUGAAGCAGAAAUAUAUAUUUACCCCAGCACUUGACAGUCUGUCUUUUAUUGCAAUGGACCUUUUUGUCUUUUCUCUCUGGUAGCUAAUAGUGUGGUCUUUAGCCAUGUUGUUUAUUCCAUGCAAACAUCUCUGUAACAUCUUGAUUUUAAUGCUCUAUUUUUAGUAUUACUUGAUUAAUUCCUUUUUUUUCUAAAGUCUCAUGUUUUAGGUCACUGUCAUCUUGGUAUAGCAUUUUUUUUCUUUGCUUCCCAAGUGGUCAUAUUUGAACCGUUUCAACAUGUUUUGUUUUUUUUUGUUUUGUUUUUUUAAAGAAAAACAAUAAAAAGGCACCAUUGGCUCAUUUGAUCACUUGUGUGGUGGAAAGACCAGAGCUAGAUGUGCCAGAUGUAACAUUCUGUGUGUCGUCAUUGGAGCGUGCAGUUUUAGCACUCGCAGGCAGCAGUGACACUCGGUGGUGUGACACGGAUAAAACAUGACAUCGCUUUGCUUUUGCGUUGGAGGAAACUUAUUAAAAGGCUUAAAGAAGCUGACAAGCAACAAUAUUGGGACUAAAUUUAUGCAGAAUUGCAGUGCUGUGUAAAAGUCUUGAACAACUCCUUAAUUUCUUUGCAUUGUGAUAUGAAAAUGGGGAAAGAGGUCUAGAGACUUACUGAAAGUUGUGCAAAGAAACAUGGAAAUGUAGUAUAUAAAUUAAACAGAGUUUGUACAGUUCUAACAAGCUUGAAAGUCCAUAUGUGGCAUGGCCAUCUUUAUACUUCAGUACUGGCUGAACUGUUCCUUUUUCCUGACCUUAUAAUGUGGCACACCUCAGCCUUUUAUUCCCAUUUCCCCUAAUAGCUGCUCUUCCACUGAGACCAUUUCUAAAGAGGGUUCAGUGAACAGUAACAGUAACUGUUUCUUAAGGAAGUAGACGUUCAUCUGCUCUAGUUUUUUAUUUAUGUAUGUAUGUAUGUAUGUAUGUAUGCCUGCCUGCCUGCAUGCCUGCCUGCCUGCAGGCAUGCACGCAUGCCUGCCUGCCUGCCUGCCUGCCUGCCACUUCUUCUGUUCUUCCUCAAAUCCUUGAAGGACACACUGCACACCAUGCUGUGAUAUGCCAGGUUUUUGGCUAACAGCUCUCUGGCUAAGAAAUCACCUUGUUAGUGCAAAAAUUCAAUUUCUUGUUUGUCAAACUUUGUCCUUUUUUUUUUGUGUGUGUAGAUCUGACUAAAAAUAAUGGUAACAAAUUAUGUGUUUUUCCAGCAAGCUGCUGAUAACAGCACAAAAAGAUGCUUUAAGUCCCUAAAAAUAGUAUUUUAAAUUGGUAAUUUGCCAACUAUAACAGGGACCUCUCUUGACUUAAGAUGCCAUUUAUGGUUGAAUGACUCAAUAGUCAGUGUUAAGUCAAUUAACAAACAAACAAAAGCAUUGCUUCGAAAAUGACCAAGUACAAAGAUUGGAUCAAAAAUGGCUGAAAACGCAACCAAUGUUCAAAGAAAAACUUUGAAAGACCUUCAGAAAGCCUGAACUAUUGUUCAAGAGCACUUAAAACAAACAAACAAACAAGCUAGAAGAUUCUUGGAAGCUAAAUAUAAAGAAAUGAGACACAAGACUUUUGAACAGUACUGUAUAUUAAAGUAGUAGUGCUAGCAGUGCUGCUGUGAAAAUAUAAUCUUGGAGUAUCUGAGCCUUUAAAGAAGAACAAAAACUACAGUUGAGUAACAAGUUUCCAGAUGUAAAAAUUGCACAGUUAUCGGAUUUAACAGUCUUCAGUUAAAACUCUUAUGGUGAUAAAAUUAAUUUUUAAAGUAAAUCGAUCCCUUUGAUUAAUUUGAAAUGUCUUAAAUCCAAAGAACCGAAUUGUGACCCUGCAGUCUCAUCAAGGACCAUUUCAAGUGAAACAGCACCACCUUGUGUUUGUGUUGGGUUAACAAGACAUGGAAAAGAUUGAGAAUGUGUCAAGUGCAUUAUGACAGCAUCUGCAAAGUAUUCAUUUUGUGCUCACAAUUCAUUUGAGUUUAAAAUGGAUAAAAACGUCCACAGUUUUAUGUGAAAGUAGUCUUUUAUUUGUACAGUACUUUUCAAAACAUAGCUACAAGAUUAAAACAAAAGAUGUGAAUAACAGAAUACAUGAAUACAAUAAAAUACAUUUGUGAAUAAUAAAAAUAAGGGAAUGACAGCAAACCCACGUAAUCACUAAAAGCCUAAAAACAGUUAACUGUGUAAGAUGUAGCCAGUGUAGUCUGGCAGCUGUCACUGGCCACUUUGUUAGGUACACCUGUUCAACUGCUUAUUAACGCAGAUCUGCACAUUUAUAAUCUGCCAAUCACAUGGCAGCAACUCAGUGCGUUUAACCAUGUAGACACGGUCAAGUUGCCCUACUGUCGCUCAUACCGAGCAUCAAAAUACAGAAGAAAAGUUAUUCGAUUCUAGAGUCUCCCUGAGUGUUGCUGCUGACACUGUUAGUAUAGCCAUCUUUGGAUGGCCAUUUCCAACAUGAUGAUAGGCCAGAUCAUCUCAAGCUAGUUCCUUCAACAUGACAAUGAAGUCACCAGAUCUCAAUCCAGUAGAGCACCUUUGGGUUGUGGUGGAGCAGUAAUAUAGCCCACAAGUUUUGGUCGAAUUUACCAACAUUUACUUUGUAUUCUGAUAGCAUAAUUUGUGCCUCGAUUCUUUUAAAAUACACUGUAGAUAACCAUUUCUUGCAAAAACACUGUCAUUUAUUUCUCCUUUGAAAACAGUUAUCACUCUGUUCCACUGUACUUACAUUUAUAGGUAUGAAUGGGAAUUGCUGUAUUAUAAAACACUAAUAAAUU